AUGUUCCGCACCUCCUCUCGCCCCCUCUGGCAACUUGCCGCGAGAGCUUCACCUAGAACUUCUCUACCCCGCGCAUCAAUUGCACCUCUACUACGCCAGCAACGAGCUGUCUACUCGAGCAAAUCCGACCAAGAGAAUCCACCUCCUCCGAAGCAACCCAUUGACUAUGAAGCCGAGCGUAAACGUGGACAGGAGCUUCUCCAGUCUGACCCUAAUCAUGUAUCGAGCAAGAGCUCACUCUCCAAUACAGCCGGAGUCCAAGGGCCUCCCAAGGAGGAGGGCAUGACCAACGAGCUCAAGCACGAUAUUGGUAUCGUGAAAGACACCUUUACAUUUACAGACGUACCCCGCGAGUCGCGCAUCCUCGGUCUUGCCGGUACACUUCCUUACCUUGGAACAUCACUUUCGACUGUCUUUCUAGCUUGGGACUUGAACAAGGAGAUUCCCACAGGCAAUGCUUUCUACGAUGCCAUCAUGGUUGACCACGAGACUGCCAAGUACCUGUUGAGUGUCAUUGAGCCUCUCCAGCUCGGAUACGGUGCUGUCAUUAUCUCUUUCCUCGGAGCCAUCCACUGGGGUCUCGAGUACGCCGAGAAGUCACCAUCUCUUCAACGAACCCGUUUCCGUUACGGCAUGGGUCUCGCCUCCUCAGUCAUUGCGUGGCCCACUGUGAUGCUCCCUGUCGAGUACGCUCUCACUACUCAAUUCAUGGCUUUCGUCGGUCUCUACUUUGCCGAUUCUCGCGCCGCGACCAAGGGCUGGGCGCCUCGCUGGUACGGAUCCUACCGCUUCCUCCUCACAGCCAUGGUCGGAUUUGCAAUCUUCAUUUCGCUCAUUGGCCGAGCCAAGAUCAAGCAGGGAGAUGCUAUUACAGCUCAAGGUCUAAGCAGAAACUUCUCCCGAGAUGGCAUCGCAGACCACGAGACCGAUUGGUCAAAGCUUGAGGAAAAGGAGAAGGAGCGUCAGCGCAAGAAGAAGGCUGAAGAAGAGAAGAAGGCCAAGGAGGCUGAGAAGAAGAAGAAGGAAGAGGAAAAGAAGAAGGGUAAGAAGGGUGGUAACAAGGAGAAGAAGAGUGAUGACAAGGCCAAGGCUUCCGAGGAAGGUGGUGACAAGAAGUCCGAGGACAAGAAGGGUGAGGACAAGGACGAGGGUAAGGAGUCCGAGUCCGAGUCUAAGGGAGAUGAUGAGUCUGAGUCCAAGGACGAUGACAAGAAGGCCGAGUCUAAGGAUGAGGGUAAGGAUGAGGGUAAGGAUGAGGGUAAGGAUGAGGGGUCCAAGGAAGAGUCAUCUGACAAGCAGAAGGACGAGUCUGAGAACAAGGACUCGGAGGAAGAGUCUGACAAGAAGGAAGACAAGGACGAGGAUAAGAAGGACGACAAGGAGGAAGAGAAGAAGGAUGGCAAGUCUGAGGAUAAGAAGGACGACUCCAAGGAUAAGAAGGAUGACUCCAAGGACGACUCCAAGAAGGAUGACUCCAAGGACGACUCCAAGAAGGAUAAGAAGGAGUAA
This is a messenger RNA of Fusarium poae, 1509 nucleotides long. RefSeq lists its product as uncharacterized. The transcript has 3 exons. The coding region runs from base 1 to 1509 and encodes 502 amino acids. The record is from RefSeq and is a predicted model, not a curated record. Lineage: Eukaryota; Fungi; Ascomycota; Sordariomycetes; Hypocreales; Nectriaceae.